This is a messenger RNA of Phytophthora nicotianae INRA-310, 477 nucleotides long. RefSeq lists its product as hypothetical. The coding region runs from base 1 to 477 and encodes 158 amino acids. The transcript has a single exon. The record is from RefSeq and is a predicted model, not a curated record. Lineage: Eukaryota; Oomycota; Peronosporomycetes; Peronosporales; Peronosporaceae.
AUGCUCAAGGGAAAGAAUAUGCAGAUUCACGGACAGUCUGUCUUCGACGUAUUCGCCAAACCAGUAAUUUCCGCUGACCCAACAAGCGUACGCUACGACGGAUUCGCCACAUUUAUCCAAGGGGAUUCAAAGUUCACGUACAUGGUCGUUGACGGCUCCGCAUACGUCGUGGAGAGCACGGGAGAUGACACCACGUCCGUCGCCACACGAACCGUGAGAUGUCUGUCUUCAAUCACACCGUUCGACUCCAUCGUUGAUACGCUCAACAAUCUCAAGACCGUAUCGACCGAGACUGGCGGUGACGACAGUGAAGUGGGCUGCAACAAAGGAAGCUUAUACGAGACGUCAUUUGGUGGCAAGCAUUUCAUGGUAUGCGCGCCUGGAGCUGACGGAUUCAUCGCGUACGGAGGGGAUAUUUGUAACGGAGUUACCUCCGUUUACGAUUCUAGACCUGAUAAAGUCCCUCUCUUUUAUUAA